Messenger RNA from Priceomyces carsonii, 834 nucleotides. RefSeq names its product Isy1p (gene ISY1). The transcript has a single exon. Gene Ontology annotation, cellular component: catalytic step 2 spliceosome; post-spliceosomal complex; post-mRNA release spliceosomal complex. Lineage: Eukaryota; Fungi; Ascomycota; Pichiomycetes; Serinales; Debaryomycetaceae. Gene Ontology annotation, biological process: mRNA 3'-splice site recognition; generation of catalytic spliceosome for second transesterification step. Bases 1 to 834 code for a protein of 277 amino acids. The record is from RefSeq and is a predicted model, not a curated record.
AUGUCAAGAAACUCCGAAAAAGCACAGUCAGCCCUUAAUAGAUUACAAGAACAUAAGAAGAAAGAGGCUGGAGUCUUAGAGAGUAAUCCUAAUCUACGACCUAAAUAUGUUCAGUCUGUUGAAUCUUUGCCCCAAGCUGAAAAAUGGCGUUCUACAAUAAUGGCAGAAAUAUCAAGCAAAUUGACUAGAAUUCAAGAUCCCACGCUCAAUGACUACCAGAUACGGGAGCUCAAUGACUCAUUGAAUAAACUUUUCAAGGAAAAGCGAGCUUGGGAAUAUCACAUUAAGGAACUAGGAGGGAGCGAUUAUAUAACGUAUGGAAAUAAUUUGAAUUCCAUUGGAAUUCGAGCUGAUGGGGCUGGAACAAAAGGAUAUAGAUACUUUGGUCGAGCGGCGGAAUUGAGUGAGGCUCAAGAGUAUAUCAAGGGAAGGAAGAAGUUCAAGAAAGAAGAAAAUAGAAGCCAGGACCUGGUUGAAAAGAAGGUUAUAAAUGAACGACUUCUGAAAAUUGAUGCUCUGUAUUAUGGAUUGCUUGACGAAAAGAAGGCGCUUGUGAAAUCAGCACUUAGUGGACACAAGUCUGGAGAUGUGCGUAUCGAUAAAACCUUAGCACACGUUUUAAACCCAAUCUUAGAUUCUUAUAAUGAUGAUGAUUCUGACAGCUCUAUUGAUAGUUUAUUAGAGCAAGAAGAGAAAGCGAAUUGUGCCUUAGCACAAAAGAAUAUAGAGAAAGACUCUCUUAUGAUUGAUGCGAUACCCCCUAUUGAUAUAAUUUCGAAAUGGUUGAUUGAGAAGAGAAAACAAGAUAUCAAACUAAAACUACAAAUUAAAUAA